Homarus americanus (American lobster) is the source of this 699-nucleotide messenger RNA. RefSeq lists its product as uncharacterized. The record is from RefSeq and is a predicted model, not a curated record. Bases 1 to 699 code for a protein of 232 amino acids. NCBI's taxonomy places the organism in Eukaryota, Metazoa, Arthropoda, Malacostraca, Decapoda, Nephropidae. The transcript has a single exon.
AUGGCCUCGGGUUCGUCUUACGGCAGUGGCAUGAGGAGGAAUGAAGGCUCACACAAUGCGGGUCAAGAUUUCUCACUGACGCAGAAUCAAGGUAUGCAGUGGUGGAGCUGGAGUUGGCGGCUGUAUUGUGGGACGUCCGGAUGUGGCACCUACCUCACUGGGCUAUCACUGGAUCAUCGUUCCCUGGUGCCUAUUCUCAGCAGGAAGCUCCUCGGCGAGAUCGAGAAUCCGAGGCUGCAGCGUAUGCGUGAGAAGCUCUGUAUCUACAGCUUCACAGCCCUUUGGCAAAAGGUUAACUUUCAUUGCAUUCCUCAUGCUCUCUCUCGUGCUCCAAUCCAGGAUCCAUCCGCAGAGAACGACGUCCUGAAGCCGGAAGAUGAGGACCCUCUACACGCUGCUGUAGUGUCUGCGCUCAGUGCAGUCUGCGAGGAGGGCACCCGACUGGCACCGUUACUAGACCAGCCGCUAGUUAAGGUGCGCGCUGUUGCCGCCCGGGGUGCAGAGUACGCCGCCCUGCGUGAUGUCAUCAUGAGAGGAUUCCCAGAGCACUGUCAGGAUUUGGAAUAUUCUUUACGACCUUACUGGGGCGUUCGCAGCAUACUCGCUGUGGACGACGGCCUCAUUGUGUAUGGUUCACGACUCUUGAUUCCUUGCAGCCUUCGACGUGAGACACUGGAGAGGCUGCAUGACGGGCACUAG